This is a messenger RNA of Drosophila willistoni, 3009 nucleotides long. It is a transcript of the gene Epp, whose product is annotated as protein UBASH3A homolog. Bases 120 to 2276 code for a protein of 718 amino acids. The record is from RefSeq and is a predicted model, not a curated record. Gene Ontology annotation, molecular function: protein binding. Lineage: Eukaryota; Metazoa; Arthropoda; Insecta; Diptera; Drosophilidae. The transcript has 8 exons.
UUAAAUAAAAACAGCAAAAUUCCAUGUUUUGCCGCAGUGUUCAAGGCCAGAAUACAAAGACUUAAAUCAGCAAACAGCUGUGCCGGCAAUAACAAAAGUCUACGACAAUAAGCAUAAACAUGGCCACUCUUCCGCCGCGUAAGAAUCAAACGCCUACAAGGAUUGGCAUAUCCAAACAGACACCACUCCAGACCCUGCUUCAAAUGGGAUUUCCCAGACAUAGAGCGGAAAAGGCAUUGGCAUCGACGGGUAAUCGUGGUGUUCAAAUUGCUUCGGACUGGCUACUGGCCCAUGUGAAUGAUUCUUCUUUGGAUGAGUGUACACCACGGGAGUAUAUCAUAUACGCUUGUCCAACAGGACCAUUUCUCCAACAGCUGGAGGAGUUCUGGGCAAAAUCGCGCCAGAUGUGUGGCUGGAAUGGUGCCCACAACUAUGUGCCGCACAUAACGUUGGUGUCCUUCUUCAAGGCACCGGAUGAAUGCUCAUUGCAGCUAUCCAAGGCUCUCAAGCAAGUGGUGGACAUGACGGGAGCUCUAUUGGAUCGCCCUUUGAAACUGGAACCGUAUAUGAGCCAGAACUUUAUGGGCUUCUUUGUGGCCGAAGAGGAUGCCAAUUAUUUGAAACGCCUGGCGCUGCAAUACGUCAAGGAGGUUUCCAAUUCAACCAUCUCACUCGAGCCACACGUAAAGAGCCUGCACCUGACGCUCGCCUACCAGUUCCCGCAGGCACAAUUCAAUGCACUGAAAGCACUUGUGGAAACACUUGACGCCGGCUGCGCCUCCAACUGGGAACUGCGCUUAUAUUCACGCGAUCCACGCCUCGCCACCAAACAAGUGCAAAAAGUUGUCUAUCCACACAAUCCACAUGAAACGGAUGAGCUAGAGCUGCGCAUAGGCGACUUUAUAUACUUAAAUAGUGACGUUGUCGAUAGCUCCAGUGACGGCUGGGCAGAGGGCAUCUCUUGGCUUACCGGAAGCACUGGACAUUUGCCUGUUAACUACACAGAGCGCACAGCAGAAUCGGACGCUUGGACAUUGCAUCGGGUUGUGCAGCUGUCAAAAAGUGUUGCCUCCUCUUUAACUUCAGCCGAAGAUCUAGACAUUGUAGACGGUCGGAGUAUAUCCACAGAGCCAGAGGAAAGACAUCGGGAAUUACAACAAAGCUCAACACAUCCAGAGAUCAUUGAGGGCUCAUCAUUCGAGGAGUCGGAGCAGAGCGUGGAAAAGUAUUUGCAUCAAACAUUGAAGCCCUGCUUGGAGCUUCCGUCGGUGCAGUUGCUCAACAAUCACAAUUUAAGCCAUCAGCAUAAUCCUCAUACGCCCACAAUUGAAAUUACCACCAAUAUGUCUUCCAGCUCAACAUCAGUGUCCAAGCAAGGUGUGGACGAAAUAAUGGUAGAGCCGCCACUUGUGCAGCCACCGCGUCCAGAUGACACCCUUAGUGUUCAUUCAGAUCACAAUUCGCUGCAGUUAGAUAGCUCACAGGCUAAAAAUCGUAAAAUUUACAUCAUGCGGCAUGGAGAACGUGUUGAUUUUACAUUUGGCACUUGGAUACCCUACUGCUUUGAUGAGUUUGGCAACUACAUGAGAAAGGAUCUCAAUAUGCCGAAAUCUUUGCCGCGGCGAAAGAACAGCCCAGAGGGAUGGCAAAAUGAUUCACCACUAACCAAUGUGGGACUCUACCAAGCCCGGCUUAUCGGCGAGGCAUUGCUAGAGUCAAAGGUGCAGAUCGAUCAUAUCUAUUGUUCGCCUUCGUAUCGCUGCAUACAGACUUGCACCAGUGCUUUGGAGGGAUUGAAAUUGUCGGGCAAGCACAAGAUAAAGCUAGAGCCGGGCAUGUUCGAGUGGAUGGCCUGGUAUCCAAAUGGAGUGCCCGAUUUUCUGACCAAAAGUGAACUGACCGAGGCUAAAUAUAACAUCGAUCAGGAAUACGAGCCCGUGCAGUCGACCAUGGAUCUAACCGCUCAGCUUAAAGAGUCCACCGAACAAUUUUAUACACGAAACCAUGAUGUGCUGCUGCAGCUACUCGAGCGAACCACUGGAAAUAUUCUUGUGGUGGCCCAUGCAACUACCCUGGACACUUGCUCUCGCCAGCUAACUGGUGGAUCUGCUCGGAGCACUAAUGAGCUGCGUCAAGUUAUACAUAAGAUUCCUUACUGCAGUCUGGCAACCGUGGAACAGGUGGAUGGCGUGUGGAAGCUGGUGGAGCCUGAAUGUCUACCAGUGACACAUUCGAAGAAUCCGCGUUUUGAGUGGAAUGCUCUAUCGACCACCUAGUGCCAGUGUUUAGAGCAGUUUCUCUGCAAGCAUUGAGACUGAUUGAUCGAAUGAACGACUUUACACACACACACACACACAAACACACAACACACACCUUAUGCUGAUUGCUUAGGUUUACUUUGUUACUCAAAAGUGUAUCCAGUUACUGCCAUAUAAAUUGAAAUCUAUGUAGAUACAGUUAUAUACACAGCGCGCUGGUUUAUAUGCUUAUUUAAGCAUUCUAUAUAUAAAGGUACACUUGACGCGUUUAUACUCGAUUUUGAUAUAUAUACAUGAUGAUAAAGGACACAUAUAUACAAACAUACAAACAAACCAUUAUUAUGCUGCAUGCUUUUGCCAUUAACCCAGUGUGUUUAAGCGAUUUCUUUUGCAUAGCGACCUAUAUAGCAGAUACAUACAUAUAUCUAUACUUAUACAAAAAAACACGUACAUAUAUAAUUAAUUAUGGAGCCAUUGCUCGCUGCUUUAAUCUACUUUAGCUUGGCCUGUUAUUAGAUUAGUUCGUUUGUUAGCCUAGUUUUUAUUAGCCUUUGCUGCGUAACGCAGUCUUAUUUACAUUUACCAAUACAAACACAUACAAGAGGCCGAAAUCUCAACAGACAAGAGAUAACCCAAUACGUAAAAACUCUAUUAGAGAUAUCAAAUUAGUCUUAGAAGUACAAAACUCUGAUGUAGCAACGCACAACAACAACAAUUAUGGAACAAUAAUAAAGAUUAAAUAUACAUACAU